UAAUCUCUGGGCUCUUCAUGGGUAGUCCUGCCCCCAGAGUAAAUAAUGAUACACAAACACACAGACAGCAAAGCUUGCAGAUCAUCCAAUCAUCUUCUCACACGGCCUCAUACAGAUCUACAGGGACACCGAGCACCAGGGAACAAGAGAUUACAUUUAAUAUAAACACCAGGGAUACCAUGGUCAGAACAUUGAACAAUAUGAAGGAGCUGAGAGGUUCUAGUUUUGGUCGUCCCUGGCCGAGGCACGGACUCAAGCUCCUUUUCUGGUUUGCCAACGAUUACAUCGUCUUCAACGAUGACAACCAGAUGGUUGCAGAUCCCGACCCCAAAGAGGGAGACUUUGGUUUCCAUCACUUCCAGAACAGGCGUGAGUGUGAAAACAAUGUCUGCAAGAGGCUGCUUCCUUAUGAUGGCUACCCAUUCUAUGAGGUGGGCAACCUCCACCUCCCAACAUCUAAAUCAUUGCCUAAAUAUGUCAGGAAGUACAACACUGGUAACAUAGAUACCAGCAACAUGGACCGUCUCAUCAUCAGUAUGCGUCCAGACAUGACAGUGGAUAAGGUCUAUGUGACCCAGCACGAGGACCUGAGGAGCUUCGACCCGGUCAACACCUAUUGCAUCAGCAGGGGGUUGCUCAUGAUCAUAUGUGGCCAUUCAUUGAGUAACUUCCUGGAACAGGCGGGCUAUUCCACCCAUGAGCAAAAUGUAAUUAUGUAUCAGGGCAUCGCCCCCAGGGAGUCUGGGGAUACUAGGAUUGAUAUGGAAGGUGGAUCCAGAGCUCCACCCAGAGCUGCACCCAGAGCUCCACCCAGAGCUGCACCAGGCUUCUGGGAAAGCCACUGUACCAUACUGUAACCAGGCUUCUGGGAAAGCUACUGUACCAUACUGUAACCAGGCUUCUGGGAAAGCUACUGUACCAUACUGUAACCAGGCUUCUGGGAAAGCUACUGUACCAUACUGUAGAUCAGUGUCCUUUAGUCCUGGUCCUGGCGACCCUGAAGGGGGGAACUUUUUAGUUUAUUGCCCCAGCACAUUGCUGUUCAUUAUGGUAUGUUCAUUUUCACUAAUACAUUUAGUAAUUUAUCAGACACUCUUAUCCAGAGUGACUUCAGUGCAUUAAACUAAAGGCAGAUAAACAACAACAUCCUGUAUCACAGUCAUAGCAAGUCAACUGUUUCUGUUAUCAUUACUGAGAGGGUUGUUGCUGUUGGUGUCUGCUACUGGCUAAUGUACUUCUGUAUUUUAAAAUACAAAAUACAUGCAUUUUAAUUAAAUACACUUGAAAAUACAA
Molecule: messenger RNA, 1293 nt
Organism: Oncorhynchus mykiss (rainbow trout)
Lineage: Eukaryota; Metazoa; Chordata; Actinopteri; Salmoniformes; Salmonidae
Source: RefSeq, a predicted model, not a curated record